UAUGACAGACAUCGCCGUGGGAGCUCCUUAUGGCGGCGACGAUGGAAAUGGGGCCGUUUUUAUUUACCAUGGAUUUAAGAUCAGGAGCGGCGAACUCAUUGCUGAAGAGCUCAUGAAACCAUCACAGGUCAUCUACGCUCGUGACGUGACCCCAGGCCCAGGUCCCCCCAUCGCCACCUUUGGCUGGUCGCUCUCCGGAGGCCAGGACAUGGACAACAACCUAUACCCGGAUCUGCUGGUGGGGGCUUACCUGUCCAGCUCCGCCGUCCUGCUUAGGACCCGCCCCAUCGUGUCUCUGUUCAACCACAGCCUCAACUUCAUCUCGGAGGGCAAGACCAUCGACAUCGAAUCGGCGAGUCUCGAAACGGGCGGUUGCCGGGUAUCGAGUCAGAUUGUUCCGUGCGUCACACUGCAGUUCUGCAUCGGGUACGCCGGCCUUGGCGUGCCCACCGACCUGGAAUUGGACGUGGAGUACCUGCUGGAUAAUAAAGUGAGCGAAUCGCGACUCUUCUUCCUGGACUCCAGUCGGCGAGGCCUCAAGGAGCGCGUCGCCCUCGAGAAGGAGAUCGACGACUGCAGGAGCCACCGCGUCUACGUCACGCCCUCGCUGACGGACAAGCUGACGCCGAUGUCAGCCGAGGUCAGCUUCACCCUGGUGGAGGAGACGGUCCGACGAAGGCGCAACCGCCGCUCCCUCGCGCCCAUCCUGAACCAGCGCCAGAAGCUCACGCUCUCCGACUCGCUCACCAUCCAGAAGAACUGCGGCCGCGACAACGUGUGCUACCCUGACCUCAUCCUCAGCGUCGAGGCGCCCGAUACCUUCGUGUUCGGCAAGAAGGAGCAGCUGGAGGUGCACGUGCGCGUGGUGAACGACGGCGAGGACGCGUUCGAGGCGCUGGUGUUCGUGCCCAUCCCCCGCGGGCUGCUCUACAACAAGUUCGUGGCCAAGGACAACACCACCGUCGUCUGCUCCCCAAGGACCACGGACUCCGGCAUGAUCCUUGUGUGCGACAUCGGCAACCCUCUGCCUAUGCACAAGGGGGUCCACUUCGUAGUGCUAUUCCAGCAGUCCGGGCAGAUGGAGGAGCCGCGCUUCGAGUUCCUGGUGACCACGAACAGCACCAACAUCGAGAAUUCUCACACGAAGGACGACAACGUGGUCCUCAAGACGAUCCAGGUGGAGGUCGACACGAACCUCAUCCUUUACGGGACGUCCGACCCCGAGAGGAUCGACUACAACCGAAGCCUCUACCUGUACAGGUCCAAGCUGCACGAGGAUCACCUGGGGCCUCAGAUCACACACAAGUACGGCAUCUCCAACACGGGCCCCUCCGACAUCUCAGAGACCGAGCUCGUUAUCCUUUGGCCCACCAGGACUCUCGGCGGGAACUACCUCUUGUACCUGCUCGAACAGCCCUACGUCACAGGACCCGUUCAGUGCUCGCAUGUGCCCGACGUCAACCCUCUCGGUCUCACGCUGAUCGACAGGGAAGUGAAUUUAGAGUUGCUCAAGUUGCAAAGCCAGGAGGGGAGCGAGGCGCAGGAACAGAGCUACUCGGAGUCCUCGGCGUCCGGUGAGGCUUCGGCAGGAGGCGCGUCGGCAAGUGACGGGUCGUCCCACUCCACCUCGCAGACGACUCACUCCUCCAGCAGCAGCGGCAGCAGCAGCAGUUCGUCUUCAUCGUCGUCCUCGAGUUAUUCCAAAACAUCCUCCACCCGCACGAGGACCAGUCACAGCUCGUCUUCGUACAGCCAUUCCUCCUCCUCGGACGACGAACACAUCCGACGCACCCGCCAAGCCGAGCCCGCCCUCGACUGGGACAAAGAAAUCAAUACGUGCGGCCCCACCGAAUGCACCAAGAUCCACUGCACCGUCGGGCCGUUGGUGGAUGGUGAUAUCCACUACAUCUACGUGCGUUCCAGGCUUGUGCUGGAUACCCUCAUCGAGUACCCGUAUGACGACGUGACCAUCACCAGUCGCAUGCUGGCCAGAGUGAGGGCCCUGCCGCAUGGCGUCAUCCCAGAGUACCUCCCGAUACGCGACCUGGACGUCACGACGCACGUGUCGCCUGCGAAGUCCCUGGACGAAGCCCCACCCAUCCCCUGGUGGGUCAUCGUCCUGGCCACGAUGGCGGGCGUCCUCAUCCUCCUUAUUAUCAUCCUCAUCCUGUGGAAGUGCGGCUACUUCAAGCGCCACCGGCCGGAGCAUCGAGCCCGUAUCGCCGACGACGCCCAGCCGUUAAACCCUCCCAACGGUCAUAACGGCCAUCCGUACAACCCCUACAGCCGUCCAUUUUACCCUGGAGACGAAGCGUUAUGAUUGGGCUCGUGUGGUGUCCUAGACAAGUGAAGAAAUCUAUUCGUGGAGAGCAAGGAAGAAUGCGAGAAUGAGGAUAUGUUUUUCUUUCUUUUAUUGGUGUUAUUUUCAUUAGUAUUUCUGAUUAUUUCUGUUGAUAUCAGUGUUAUUCUCACUAUUUGUUAUUGGUAUGAUAAUAACUAUGGUUAUUAUUAUUAUUUUAUUAUGAUUAUUAUUAGUUAUCAUUAUUAUUAUUAUUAUUAUUAUUAUUAUUAUUAUUAUUAUUACCAUUAUUAUUGUAUUCAUUAUUAAGCAAUACUACAUUUUAAGGAGGUAAAUAUAUUCCUGUAACAGACGGUCACAUGCAGUGUCAGGUGGUAUGGAAGGCAACUGCUUGAGUGAUUCUUGAAAUCGUAUAUGCUUCCUAUCAAAAACAUCUGCAGCCAUGGUGUGGACUUGAAAGCUACUGCAAAAAAUAGGGAACUUUAGGAGAAAGAGAAGAAAUGCCUUAGUGUUACGUGAUUACAUGAACAAAUAAAAAUAUUGCAUGGUUGAAAUACAUAUGGAAUCCAAUGUUGGAUUUCCUGCCUUCCUUUGAUGUGAGAGACUAUUUUGAAUGCAUAUGAGAGACUAUUAUUGUUCUUGUCUAACUAGCUGUUCAAGUGUAUAUAAUGAGUAAUGCUUUGGGUACAUAUAAAACUUUUGUGGAUUCAAUGACAGGCAAAUGUCUGAAUCUGUACUCACAUUCAAAACGGUUUAGGGAUACUUUUAAAAGGAGUUUAGAUCUCAUACUUUUUUUUGUUUUUUUGAUAGGUGCCAUACAUACUUAAGCAUGACAAGUAUUUAGGAGUUAUCUGUUGUCGAACCGUAAGAGUUUCUUCAAAGAGAAAGUCGUAUUUCAUAAAAGUUAGAUAGAAUAUUAGAAGCUGAAUUGUUUGCGGUUGUAAAAGGAAUAUUUAGGAUGUAUAAAAUGAUACUCAUAAAAUAAUAUCUAGAAGGGGAAAAAUACUCUUCAUAUAGUUUAUAUUAAUACCUUUGUCUUUUUCUUUGUUUCACUCUGUGUGAUUACUAUUAAACCACUAAUCAGAAGAGCAUACAACCUGAUUUAUUGGUAGGGGUUUCAUUUUUUAUAUAAAUAUAGAUUCAGAACAUUUAAAGUCAACUAUCAGGUAAUACCAGAGCAAGAUAAUGAUGUUCAAAUAAUAUCAUUUUAUCUUUUUUGUAUUUUAUGUUGUAUGUUAUUUUUUAUAUUCGAACGCAGAAGAGACUUCAUCAUACAAAUCACUGUUGUUAAAAUGCGUAAUUUUUUUUUAAAUCACACGUAUGUGAUAUUACAAGGCGAUAAAAAUUCCAAUGAUUAUGUUUUUCUUUGACUAGAUCUCUCUUGAUUUCAUUCGCGAAAGUCAAAUAAUGUGUCUUUUUUGCAUUGGCAGAAAUAAUUUUACAUUUUUUCACAGGCUUUUAAGUGUCGAGACAUUUUUAUUCUGUGUAUAAAGAACCAGUUUAUCACUCCAAGACACGAAACCUUUUUAUAUGGUGUCUACUGUAUGUCACCUCACAGGUCACUGAUAAGCUUUACCUGGGAAUACCUGACAUUAAGUAAGCGAAUUCCGGUUACUUUCUUAGGCCUAACCUGUGCACCUCUCACCUGUGCGGCUGGCAGCGCGGAAACUGUACUUCAAUUAGUGUGCUUCACUUUCGCUACCUCUCGCGACACCGAUUUUGUUCCGCUGAUCUUAUUCCUCUUGCUAUUCCAUGGAGUCUGUAGCAUUCCACGAGACUUGGUUCAGCUAUACGUUAGACUCUAACUCUUUUACGUUGUUGCUCUGCUGUGGGUAUAGGAAGCAAAGCGAGACAAUCAUUGCGUAUUUGAAAAGGAUGUGAUAUGCUUUUUAAAUGUGUGUCUCGUCUUUUGAAAUGAACUCGGGCAUUUUUUUUUUUUUUUUUUUUGUUUUAAAGGAAAUUUUCGAAUCGAAAUGUAAAAGACGGAAACCACAACAACGCAACACAAAGUCGAAGUUCUACAGUGAUUAACGAACACCUGUAUUCCACUGUCUCAAUGCAGGUUUUCGUAAAUUACUUUUCGCUACCUCCCGUAGAUGGCGACAGGUGCACAGAUGAAAGGCAGGUGGUGCUAACAUCUUGAAUCUCUUGUUAUUUACUAACGUUGUUAAUUAUGUUUUACGCGUGCAAGCUGUUAUGUUGAAUCAUGCCAUUUUUUUUCAGUAAUGUAUCCCUCACCCCUUAAGAAUGACAAUUUCAAUAACUGGAGUGACUCUUGACACAGCGCGGGCGUCCCCCAAACUGGUGUCCAGACUCGUGUGUAUAUAAUAUAUACUUACGCUUCUUAUUUGUGCUAUGGCUGGUGGUCCUUGUUUGUGUGUAUAUAAGUGUAUAUUUGUAAAAUGUUUUAUGUAAUUUAUUUAUGUUAACAAUAAAAUGCUGACAGUCUU
Molecule: messenger RNA, 4749 nt
Organism: Penaeus chinensis
Lineage: Eukaryota; Metazoa; Arthropoda; Malacostraca; Decapoda; Penaeidae
Product: integrin alpha-PS2-like
Biological process (GO): integrin-mediated signaling pathway; cell adhesion mediated by integrin; cell-cell adhesion
Cellular component (GO): integrin complex; external side of plasma membrane
Molecular function (GO): integrin binding
Source: RefSeq, a predicted model, not a curated record